ACAUCCUAUUCUAUAUUUGUAAUGGAGACUGAACAGAAGAAACGUUUUGCAAAGAGUGCUGCUUCAUGGUCAUGGGAAAACAGCCAGAUUUUGGUAAAUCCUUGACGCAAAGCCAGCAAAAAGUGCACUUUAAGAGUACCAGCAAUGAUCGCGCAUACCAGCAAAUAGCAAAGAAGCUGGCAGCUUUGCAAUUUACCGGGCUGGUGACCAAUGCAGAGAACAGAUUAACUGUCUCGAGUGAAUACUGGAAAACCAGGGAUUAGUAUGACACCUCGAGCAGAUCGCCAACAUCAUGCCGGUUUUAUGAGUAUGACCUGAGUGCUGGGCAUUGUGCCCAGUACAGAGCCAAUGCUAGUCUGUGAUGACUUGUCAGCUGGGAAGGUGCCCUGCUGGUCCCAGAAUCCAGUAUGGGGGAUGAUGGGAGCCAGCAGCAGGCCAUGAGGACAAUGAAGUGAUUCUGUUGCUGAAACCAGUUCUAGAGCAGGAGCAGCAGCACAUUCUGGAGCAACUGUUUGAUGUCCCCUUAAGGAACAACCCACCUCAGAGUCUGCAGCAGAUACAGAUGGACAAAAGCUGCCCGAGCCUGGUGCUGAUAGCUGCAAACUUUUCCUGAAGCAGGAACUCCAGUCGGUCAUAUUCUGGGGAAGAGUGUAUUUUUCAGGGCCAUUUCGGUAGCUGACCAGCCCACUCCAUUCAGAUGUGCUGUUCAAUCACUGUUUGAAUACCUCGGGUGCAUAAACUGCAGUUUCCUACCCGCAGCUUGGAAUAACAUCUCCCUUUGCCAAUUGGGCACCACAAGAACUGCUAUGUCCUUGAAAAUAUGGAAGGCCUGAAAUGAUAGAAAAAGAUUUUGUAGCACAGCCACUGAUGGCACUCUUCUCCCCCACCCCCAACUCAGGCCCCUUGACCUCCACUGGCUGCAGUACCUCCAUCUUUUGUACACAUUGCAUCAGAAAUCUGGGCCAGUGUACCUUCAUGAACCAUUCGAAGAGGAAGCCUUUCCCUGAUGAAUUUAGGGUUAAGGUUUUGGACAAGACCAACAAGCAGGUCCUAUACCAAAACCAGAGGGACUUGCGGCUAGAGGAAAGGCAUGCCAAGAGGAAAGGCUCAGGCUGGCUGCACAGAUUGAGGCCAGGGUUUCAGUGCGGAAGCACACAUUUGCACUGCAGUUCCUGGAACAGAUAAGGGAAUAGGAAAGAGCUCAGCAGAAAACUUUCAGUGGCUCAUAUUGCUAAUGACUACAAGAGUAAUCUGCAAGGCCCCUGCUGCAUCACCCACAUCACAGCCUGAGUCCCUUGCCUGCUACCCAGUGCUGCAGUCCAAAAGCAGCUUAGAAGACUCCAGGGCUGGGUGGCACAUCCAUGAAUGGCUGGGCAGGGUAGCCUUGCCCCAUGAAGCCCUCCAUAUUCAGUCCCUCCCCUGUGGAUGUCUCCAACCCCUUCUCACACUGCCAACUCCACAGCAAAUGGGGAGAGAAGAGAAAGGAGAACAGGUGGCCAGAGGACAUGCCACGCCUCAUGAUUUUGAUGAAUGCAGAUUUGACAUUAGCGUAAAUGAUAGUGUUUGGUACCUACGAGCUCAGGAUCCUGAUCAUAGACAACAAUGGAUAGAUGCGAUAGAACAACACAAGACUGAAUCUGGCUAUGGAUCUGAGUCAAGUUUACGGCGCCAUGGCUCCAUGGUGUCUCUGGUGUCUGGAGCAAGUGGAUAUUCUGCUACAUCCACCUCAUCAUUCAAGAAAGGUCAUAGCUUGCGUGAGAAGCUUGCUGAAAUGGAAACCUUCAGAGAUAUCCUCUGUAGACAGGUUGAUACUUUACAGAAAUAUUUUGAUGCCUGUGCAGAUGCAGUCUCCAAGGAUGAACUUCAGAGGGAUAAAGUGGUUGAAGAUGAUGAAGAUGAUUUUCCUACAAUGCGUUCUGAUGCGGAUUUCUUGCAUAAUAGUAAUGGCAGUAAGGAAAAAUUAUUUCCACAUGUAACACCCAAAGGAAUUAAUGGAAUAGACUUUAAAGGGGAAGCUAUAACUUUCAAGGCAACUACUGCUGGAAUCCUAGCUACGCUUUCUCAUUGUAUUGAACUCAUGGUAAAACGUGAGGAGAGCUGGCAAAAAAGAUUGGAUAAGGAAAUUGAGAAAAGGCGAAGAAUAGAAGAAGCAUACAAAAAUGCCAUGACGGAACUUAAGAAAAAGUGCCAUUUUGGAGGGCCAGACUAUGAGGAGGGUCCUAAUAGUCUGAUUAAUGAAGAAGAAUUCUUUGAUGCUGUUGAAGCUGCUCUUGACAGACAGGAUAAAAUAGAAGAACAGUCUCAGAGUGAAAAGGUCAGAUCACACUGGCCAACAUCAUUACCCUCUGGUGAUGGAUACUCUGCUGUGGGGACUCACAGAUUUGUCCAAAAGCCCUAUAGUCGCUCUUCCUCCAUGUCUUCUAUUGAUCUAGUCAGUGCCUCUGAUGAUGUUCACAGAUUCAGCACCCAGGUGGAAGAGAUGGUGCAGAAUCACAUGACUUACUCUUUACAGGAUGUAGGAGGAGAUGCCAAUUGGCAGUUGGUGGUAGAAGAAGGUGAAAUGAAGGUGUACAGAAGAGAGGUGGAAGAAAAUGGGAUAGUCCUAGAUCCUUUGAAAGCCACACAUGCAGUCAAAGGGGUUACGGGACACGAGGUCUGCCAGUACUUCUGGAAUGUUGAUGUUCGUAAUGACUGGGAAACAACCAUUGAAAAUUUCCAUGUUGUGGAAACUUUAGCAGAUAAUGCAAUCAUCAUUUACCAGACACACAAGAGAGUGUGGCCAGCUUCUCAGCGGGAUGUGCUAUAUCUGUCUGCUAUUAGAAAGAUACCAGCAUUCAGUGAAAAUGAUCCUGAAACUUGGAUUGUCUGUAACUUCUCUGUGGAACAUGAUAGUGCCCCUCUGAACAAUCGAUGUGUUCGUGCCAAAAUAAACAUUGCUAUGAUCUGUCAGACGUUGGUGAGCCCACCAGAAGGGAACAAGGAAAUAAGCAGAGACAAUAUCCUAUGCAAGAUUACAUAUGUAGCUAAUGUGAAUCCUGGGGGAUGGGCACCAGCCUCAGUGUUACGAGCAGUGGCAAAACGAGAGUAUCCCAAAUUCCUGAAGCGUUUUACAUCAUACGUGCAAGACAAAACAGCAGGAAAGCCUAUUUUCUUCUAGUAUUAACAGUGAUUGGAACAAGACUGUGUGAACAUUCCAUGUUGGAGAAAUAAACCAAAUUGAAGGCUCCAAGCUGGAACGUAGGAUCUACAGUCUUUUUGUGGCCCAAGUCCUAGGCUUUGUGUUCUGAAGUGAAGAAAUACUGCAAUACCGUGAGGCUGAACAUCUAACACUAGCUGUCUUCUGCUAGGUCUCCUUGUUGAAUCAGUGUGUAAUUAGAAAUACAUGUAUUGAUACAUGUAUAUGGAUAUAUUUUUAUUUGCUUGCUUUAGAGGAGAAAAAAAUACAACUUUGAAUCACCAACUUGGAUUACUGCUUCAAUUUUAAACAAUUUGCAAAGCUUUUGUUUACUGUGGCCCUUCAUAAGACACUCAUACAGUUUUUUCUGUUUUUGUGCAUGUCUAAAAAGCACAAAAGAUAAAUGCACAUAUAGCAUAAUGUAUGUGCUUUAUAUGCACAAAAACCUGUGUGUGGUAUUUUUUUCAGGUUUGCAGUAAAAUCUAGGUGACCUUUGGGCAAGGGUUUUGUUUUGCUUUGUAUAAUCAUAGUUCAUUGCUGCUGGUUUCUAUAAUGAAUCAUCUUGUUAUGUAAAAUGUCUCUUAAUUGAGGGCUGUCAAUAUCCAUAUGCCUUUUCUGUUAUCUUACUCCUAUGAAGACCUUUGGUUCCGAUGGAGGAAGAGUGUGAAAAGCUUUAAUUUUUUCUGAGAUCUUUAUAUUUCUAUUGUAUUUUUUAGUUAUGUAAUAUGUGCUACAGAAUUUAUUGAACAUGAUUCAGAAAUUUCUAGGUAGAUUCUAUAUGAGAGGGCGAGAUUGUGCCUGAAAAUUACAACAGUAGUCUGUCCAGCCUACGUUACACGUGGGUUUCGUGAAACUACAAGAAGGUACCCUGUAAUAUUUAUUAAAGCAAAUUGGACUACAUAGGACAACCAUUCCCAGUCUGCAAGUAAGAGCGAGUAUAUUAUUUCCUGGUCCUGCACAUUUUUGUUUCUCAUCUUAAUUAAAGCCAUGCUAUGAGGUAUGUGUAGAAAAUGUGAGUUGUUAAUAUUUACUACUUGAUCAGAAACUUAACAGAGCUAUAAGAAUCCACAGAUUCUAAAUGAAAAGUUCCCCUUAGUUGCUGUGAGAACUUGAAUGCAAAUGUAUGCCUGCCUUUGAUCUCUGGAAAUAGCCGUGAGGAAUGGACUGUGGGGGCAGAGACUAGUACUCACUUGAGCGGAUAUCUUGCUUGGUGGCCUUUAGGUGGAGGUUAUUCAAAGGCAUUUCUUGGGCACUUCACUAACUUGUAUAUGUAGAACAACAUAAGAUUCAGAUAUAUUUUUUUCAAAAGAAAGCUGAAAGUCUUAUUUAAUAUAGUAUUGCAGGUGCCUGGAUAUAACUACAAAAGAGUUAUGAAGAAUUGGCUGAUAAAUGUCUGAUAUCUGCACAAUGUUGUAAGUGAAUUACUCCUUGUGUCUUCGUCUUUAUUCUAUAUAAAGAGGUCCAAACACAUAUAUAACACAUGGUUACACACAUACAUGCAGAUUUCAUGCUCUAUAAAACUUUUCUCCUCAUUUAUUUGCCUUUCUCUAAAUGGUGUGCAUGGAAUAUGCCUUAUUACAGAAUAAUUCUGUUCUUGAUUUGAAUAUGUAGAAAAGUGCCUAUAUGGUAAUGCUAGUAAGGCAAAUAAGAUUAAAUUGUACAUGUUUACUAUAUCACCAGUAAGCAUUUUAUAUAGUGAUGUUAAAAAGAAUUUCUUAUACCUCAAAUGUUUCAUCUUUUUGAAAUCAGCUGAAAAAUGGUUCAUUGACCAUAGCCACUAAUGGGAACUUUACAAAAAGUCUUAUGCCCAAAAUACAACCGUUUAACUCCUUAUUUGCCAUUUCUGGAAACUAUCAUUGAACACAGGCAAGUAACUGUUUCUUAAUUUAAAUGGAGAGCUUUAUUUUACAAAGGUAUGGAAAGUUUACAAAGCAGUAUAUAAAUCUUAAUAUCAUUAGUUGCAUUUGCACUAAAUGUGAUGUACUUUUGCAAUUUAUUCUGUAAAUAAAAUUACACUAAAGAUACUAUUUGUAAAGAAUACAUUUUACUUUUAGAUAAAAACACUGGUCUUUCACUACAGCUAGUCCUGCCCAAUCAGAGUUACAAGAUGCUCCUUACUGAAUAUGAAAAGAGUUGCAGGUUCAAGAGUCAUAACUACUGACCCUUCAAAGAAAAGAUUUGUCUGCAGGCUUCUUCUCAUGGUGUGUAAAUGUAUGUUGAGUAUCCAUUAUGCCCUUUCUUCCAGAAGAGAUCUCUGAACCUUUUUUGCAUUUAUGAAAUCUCUCUCCUUCCUCCUCCAACAGCUGGGCUUUUUUCUACCAAUUAGUGUUACCUUAAUUAUUUGUGUUUUGUACUGUUGCUGAGCACUAGCCUCAGACUUCAGCUUUUCAUUUUUGUAGGUUAAAUCAGUUCUUUUUAAUACAGCCUAUUCAGAGAAUGCAGCAAUCUUCUCCUUCAAAUGUGAUAGUGUCCCUUAACUUCUGUUAACUUGGGAACCUGGAUCUGUCACCAAAUUAGAUCUUCUCCAUGACUAGACAUAGUUUUUAUAGGGGAUGAGGAGAUCAGGGAAAGAGAUGGUUCAACCAGUUUUCUGAAUCUGAAUAAUUUCUCGUAAGUUUCUCUAGAAAAAAUGUGAUUGCACCUUUUGAGAGGAAAUCACCCUUUACCUCAUUGGGCUGAGCUGGUUUAUCUGAAGUUGUUGGUUUUUCUUUAAACUAACCAAAUUGUCCAGUAAAAAUCUUUCACCAAAAUUUUUGUCACAGUUGUACAGAUUAAGCUAUGUUUUGAAUUGCCACUGUUCCUCCACAUACCCAAAUCAUGAAUCAUAUUUUGAGUACCUUGAGUGCAUAGCGUGUAGCUGUUUGUUCUGUGAUAGCUUUAUGAUACUGAUAAGUUUUAAAAAAUUAAAAGUUGACUCUUCCAUGUUACAAUCACAAAUUUAAAACCAGUAUUUAAAAGUGAAAAGUAUUAAAAUAUUAUGAAAAA
Messenger RNA from Dermochelys coriacea (leatherback sea turtle), 6160 nucleotides. RefSeq names its product ceramide transporter 1 (gene CERT1). Gene Ontology annotation, cellular component: Golgi apparatus. Gene Ontology annotation, molecular function: phosphatidylinositol-4-phosphate binding. Lineage: Eukaryota; Metazoa; Chordata; Testudines; Dermochelyidae. Bases 1235 to 3157 code for a protein of 640 amino acids. Gene Ontology annotation, biological process: ER to Golgi ceramide transport. The transcript is spliced from 19 exons. The record is from RefSeq and is a predicted model, not a curated record.